AUGGAACCACGGUCAGGGGCAUCACAAGCUACCAUGGAACCAAGGAAACCAAGGUCAGGGGCACCCCAGACAACCAGACAACCAGAAAACCAAGGUCAGGGGCACCCCCAACAACAAUGGAACAAAGGUCAGGGGUACCCCCAAACAACCAGGAAACCAAGGUCAGGGNUCAGGGGUACCCCCAAACAACCAGGAAACCAAGGUCAGGGGCACCCCAGACAACCAGAAAACCAAGGUCAGGGGCACCCCCAACAACAAUGGAACCAAGGUCAGGGGUACCCCCAAACAACCAGGAAACCAAGGUCAGGGGCACCCCUAACAACAGUGGAACCAAGGUCAGGGGUACCCCCAAACAACCAGGAAACCAAGGUCAGGGGCACCCCCAACAACCAGGAAACCAAGGUCAGGGGCACCCCCAACAACCAGGAAACCAAGGUCAGGGGCACCCCUAACAACCAGGAAACCAAGGUCAGGGGCACCCCCAACAACCAGGAAACCAAGGUCAGGGACACCCCUAACAACCAGAGAACCAAGGUCAAGGGCAACCCAAACAACCAGAGAACCAAGGUCAAGGGCAACCCAAACAACCAGAGAACCAAGGUCAAGGGCAACCCAAACAACCAGAGAACCAAGGUCAGGGGCACCCCAAACAACCAGGAAACCAAGGUCAAGGGCAACCCAAACAACCAGGGAACCAAGGUCAGGGGUACCCCCAAACAACCAGGGAACCAAGGAACCCAGGGAACAAAAAUAAUGCAG
Molecule: messenger RNA, 759 nt
Organism: Actinia tenebrosa (Australian red waratah sea anemone)
Lineage: Eukaryota; Metazoa; Cnidaria; Anthozoa; Actiniaria; Actiniidae
Product: sporozoite surface protein 2-like
Source: RefSeq, a predicted model, not a curated record